AUGGAAAUUCUUAACUACAUAGCACUCGCAGUUAUUCGUGACUUUCUGCUACUGGAAAUUAGAUUUCGAUCGAUAACAAAGCAGUACUUUCGCAAAGCUGAUGGGGUUUUGUUAUUGUUUGAUGUUACCUCUGAGCAAAGUUUCCUCAACGUACGAAACUGGAUCGACUCCGUACGAGCAGGUGUUGAUGAAACCACCGUUAUGGCGUUGGUCGGUAACAAGGUAGAUUUAUUCGGCAGCGAUUCAGCGCGGAAUAGUGUGUUUAGAGCGGGAAAGAAGCUAGCAGAGGAAUUUGGUAUGCCUUUUUAUGAGACUAGUGCCUACACGGGGUACGGAAUCGAACACUGCAUGAAGACAAUAGCCGAGUAA
Strongylus vulgaris is the source of this 369-nucleotide messenger RNA. Lineage: Eukaryota; Metazoa; Nematoda; Chromadorea; Rhabditida; Strongylidae. The record is from the annotation of a GenBank genome assembly.